GCAAUGGGUUUUCCUUGAUGGAUGAUGAGGUUCAAUAUGACUGGUGCAACUACUACAGAAAAGUCAGCUAGUAAUCCUUUGGAGCAGUUUGUAUUGCUCGCGAAAACUGCCAAAGGAGCAGCUGCAAUCGAGCUUAUUAAGCAAGCAGUAGAGACACCAGGUGUCAAUGUGUUCGGAGAGCUACUGGAUAUGCCAAAUAUUAAAGAAUUAGAAAACGGGCCAUAUGUUCAGUACUGGAAUACUCUGAAUUUAUUUGCAUAUGGCACGUACAAAGAAUAUUUAGAGAACAAAGACAAGGUUCUAGAAUUAACUUCUACUCAAAAGAAAAAGCUGCAACAUCUAACAAUCGUAACACUAGCCACAAAGUCCAAAUGCAUACCGUAUUCUGUAUUGUUGGAAGAAUUAGAUAUAAAGAAUGUUAGAGAUUUAGAGGAUUUAAUAAUAGAGGCUAUUUAUGCAGAUAUAAUACAUGGCAAACUGGAUCAAAAGAAUUCACAGUUAGAAGUAGAUUAUGCUGGUUUAGGUCGUGACGUUAGGCCUGGAGAUACUGGUGUAGUGGCUGAAACAUUAGCUGCUUGGAGUCAGGCUUGUGAUACCGUGUUAGCAUGUAUCGAGGAACAAGUUACAAGAGCGAGUGUAGAAAAACAGAAGGCCACUUAUCACAAAGAAAGAGUACAGAGAGACAUUGCUAAUAUUAAGAAAUCUCUUGCUGCACAAGCUGGGGGUGGAGGUGUGCAGGAAGCUGACAUGGCUGCAGGUAGUUCAGGAUCAGGAGGAAGCGAAUCAAGCAGAGAAGCUUUAUCAGCUCCACCAGAUGCAAAGAAGAAACAACAGAAGGUCAAAGGUAUUAAAGGCAGUGGAUUGUAGUAUAUUACUUGUAAUCUGCAUUGAUAUCCUUGCAAUCCUAUGUAAACUGCGAUAAAUGAUGACUAAUGCAAUUACGAAGCACCAUCAUAGCGAACACAGGGAAAGUUCAUUGCCAAGUCCUGGUAUAUCAUACAGAUUCCACAGGGAUUGCAUUUUCAUUCGUUUGGAGAGAAAAUCUUGUAUAUAUGUGUAACGAAAUAUAGCAUUAUGAAUCAUCUUGUUACAUUUGUUUAAUAAUAGCAUUUGUUUAUAUGAAAAUUUUGUUAUAUCAAAGGUGCAAAGUUUUUCCAAAUUAUCGUUUCUGUUCGUACGCUAGUCAGAAACGAAGGAAAGUGGGAUGGGAUAAUAUAUAUUAACAAAUUUAUUAAUAUUUAUUCUAUUUAAGAUUAUAACUCGAACUAACA
Eufriesea mexicana is the source of this 1271-nucleotide messenger RNA. It is a transcript of the gene CSN7, whose product is annotated as COP9 signalosome subunit 7. The transcript has 4 exons. Gene Ontology annotation, cellular component: COP9 signalosome. Bases 22 to 867 code for a protein of 281 amino acids. Gene Ontology annotation, biological process: COP9 signalosome assembly. Lineage: Eukaryota; Metazoa; Arthropoda; Insecta; Hymenoptera; Apidae. The record is from RefSeq and is a predicted model, not a curated record.